GGGAGACCAGAUAUAGUGAAUGCAGGGUCCGGGGAGACCAGAUAUAGUGAUGCAGGGUCCGGGGAGACCAGAUAUAGUGAAUGCAGGGUCCGGGGAGACCAGAUAUAGUAAAUGCAGGGUCCGGGGAGACCAGAUAUAGUGAAUGCAGGGUCCGGGGAGACCAGAUAUAGUGAAUGCAGGGUCCGGGGAGACCAGAUAUAGUGAAUGCAGGGUCCUGGCAGCACCCGCACAGAGAAUUGCGGACCCGCGGGCGGGUGCCAUUAGUUCUAAUGACACGCCGCCCACACUGGAAAACGCACCUAUACUGGGAACCGAGGUUCCCGUGAGGGCUGCGUUUUCCAAAGAAGUGCAGGGACUUCUUUCCUGCGUGUCACGGGCACGGGACUCCAUUCAAAUGAAUGGACUCUUGUGCCCAUGCAAAAUGCGGCCCGCGCGGCCGCAGAGAUGUGAACCGGGUCGGCCGCAGAGAUGUGAA
Molecule: messenger RNA, 475 nt
Organism: Staurois parvus
Lineage: Eukaryota; Metazoa; Chordata; Amphibia; Anura; Ranidae
Source: the annotation of a GenBank genome assembly